GCACCAGUCCCGGGUGCAGCCGGGCAUUAGUGGAGAUGGCGGCGGCGGCGGCGAGUCCUGGGGGCGGUGGGGUAGCUUUAAAGCCCCGCACGUCCCCCAAGUCGGUCAAAUUCUUGUUCGGGGGCCUGGCUGGGAUGGGGGCCACUGUUUUUGUGCAGCCUCUAGACUUGGUGAAGAACCGAAUGCAGCUGAGUGGGGAAGGGGCCAAGACCCGGGAAUACAAGACUAGCUUCCAUGCCCUCACCAGUAUCCUGAGGACUGAAGGGCUUCGAGGCAUCUACACAGGGCUCUCUGCUGGGCUCUUACGCCAGGCAACAUAUACAACCACUCGCCUUGGCAUUUACACUGUUCUUUUUGAGCGCCUGACUGGGGCAGAUGGGACACCCCCUAGCUUCUUGCUGAAAGCCCUGAUUGGCAUGACAGCAGGUGCCACAGGAGCCUUCGUGGGAACACCUGCUGAGGUUGCCCUGAUUCGUAUGACAGCUGAUGGUCGGAUGCCACCAGAUCAGCGUAGAGGCUACAAAAAUGUUUUUGAUGCACUCUUGAGGAUUGCCCGGGAAGAAGGCAUCCCCACCCUUUGGAGGGGCUGUAUCCCCACAAUGGCUAGGGCAGUUGUUGUCAAUGCUGCCCAGCUUGCUUCCUAUUCACAGUCUAAACAGUUUCUCUUGGACUCAGGUCACUUUUCUGACAACAUCUUUUGUCAUUUCUGUGCCAGCAUGAUUAGUGGACUGGUCACCACAGCAGCUUCUAUGCCUGUGGACAUUGUUAAAACCAGGAUCCAGAAUAUGCGGAUGAUUGAUGGAAAGCCAGAGUAUAAGAAUGGACUGGAUGUGCUGGUGAAGGUUGUUCGAUAUGAAGGAUUCUUCAGCCUUUGGAAAGGAUUCACCCCUUACUAUGCCCGGCUUGGCCCCCACACUGUCCUCACCUUUAUUUUCCUGGAGCAAAUGAACAAGGCCUACAAGAAGCUCUUUCUCAGUGGUUGAGAAACCCCAAAGGUGUCUGAGGACCAGGAGGAUAGGGCUUCCAGGAAUGGAGAUAUGUUGGGCCUACCACCCCACAUCCCCCAUGAGCUAUGUCUCUAUCCUCCCAGCCCUUACCAUAUGCUCAUCUUCAAAAGGGGGUACCUGGAUUCUGCCCCCCUGGCCCCCCUUUUAUUUAUUUCCCCAAUUUCUUCACUCGUUCCUUCUACCCCCACUAUGUGGUCUCUCCUUAUAUAAAAGACUUUGGUCUAUCCCCUGCUCAGACUUGGACUCUACUUCCCCUUCCCUCAAAGACCCUGGGAAUUGUCUCCAUAACUCCUGGUACCUCCAGUCAUCCCAGAAACAUCCUGUAGAGGAGAAGAGAGGGAUAGGAGGAUCUGUCAGAAUGGCUUGGAUAGUUUUAAGUUCCCCAGUCUAUGCUGAGGGAUGAUGUGCCCUGACUCAUAGAAUAUUUCUGCUUCCUUCCCAAGUAAGGAAACUAAGUAAGAGGGAGAAAAGGAGGAAGCAGAGGAGCUAGAAUGGGGAAGAGUGCCUAUAUAGUAGACAAGGAGGCCUCAUGGGAAAGUUGAUUACUUCUUUCAUUUCCAAACCCCAACAGAGAGCCUCAGAAAUGCCUAGUUAGAGGCAGGGUUGGAAUUUGGACUCUGUUCUACUUCUUUCCCAGCCUCUAGCUUCCACAUUUGAUAAGACUGGGGUCUUUUCACACUCCAAAUGCCCCCGUACUCAUUUCUGACAUUAGAAAUUAUAGUCAUAAGGAGACAAGAGAAAGGAAAAAAGAGGUAUUUAUCCCUACUGUGUGAGCUUGGGCACUCUCCUUUUUCAUCCUGAGAGAUGGGUUGCUUUGUGUAUUGGGGAACAGGUUGUCUUUGUCUUUCUUUUUAUCCUAAAAAAUAUAGGAUGAUGUUAUGCAAAUAAUAUAUAUAAUUAUGGUAAGUA
Monodelphis domestica (gray short-tailed opossum) is the source of this 1916-nucleotide messenger RNA. RefSeq names its product solute carrier family 25 member 11 (gene SLC25A11). Gene Ontology annotation, biological process: transmembrane transport. The record is from RefSeq and is a predicted model, not a curated record. NCBI's taxonomy places the organism in Eukaryota, Metazoa, Chordata, Mammalia, Didelphimorphia, Didelphidae.